Molecule: messenger RNA, 4244 nt
Organism: Gallus gallus (chicken)
Lineage: Eukaryota; Metazoa; Chordata; Aves; Galliformes; Phasianidae
Gene: ETV1
Product: ETS variant 1
Exons: 10
Coding region: 853-2124 (423 amino acids)
Biological process (GO): cell differentiation; regulation of transcription by RNA polymerase II
Cellular component (GO): nucleus
Molecular function (GO): DNA-binding transcription factor activity, RNA polymerase II-specific; sequence-specific DNA binding
Source: RefSeq, a predicted model, not a curated record
AUAGAAUAGAUGCUCAGAUUCUUUGGAAGGGAGAGACGUUGGGGUGAGCUGCUUGCUGCUGCUUUUCAUAGAAAGAGGGAAAUGUUGCUGGUGACUACUUGGUUUCAAACUGUGGGUUUUUUUAGCAGCUUUAUAUGUAGUUAGUCAAGUUCUUAACCUGCAAAUAAGGUGUGGGGUACUGUUUAUUUUGCUAAUUUUUUUUCCUAGCAUUAUUUUUAGCAUGUAGCUAUUUGGUAUGUAAUUAAAAAGUGCUUUUUAAAUUUGUGGAAGACAGGUUAUAUUUCUACGAAUUAGUAAGAUUAUUUCCCAAUUAUUGAAAACAGAAUGUCCUACAAGAAGGCAGUUUUUUUCUGGUAUGAUGAUCAGCUACAACUGUAGCUGUCUCUGUGGUAAUUUUACUAAGGCUCUCUUUAUUUUGUAUCAGCUCAUUCAUUUUAAUUAGUCAGAAGUAUGUUAAAAUGCUAUUCAAAAUAUAUUAUUUUUUUGAUGGAGAGAAGAACUUUUAGCUUGAUUUUUUACUGGGGUGAACAUUUUUGUUUCUGAAAAUGGUUAGAUUUCUUUGAUCAUAAGUUAGAAAAAUACAGGCAGAUUCAUAAUGCAUGUGCAGAUAAUAAUGUAAGUUAGAAAAAUAAUAUGGAAUUUAAAAUUGAUUUAAUCAUUUGUAUAGGCACAUAAAUGACUGUAAUGGCAAUUUUUAUUCUACAGGCACUACCUACUUUAGACUAGAAUAAAUUGUUUCAAAGCCUUUUUUUUCCCCCUUUAGUUGAGUCUGCCUCACUUAAUAAAUUUAGAUAGGAUUUGAGAGAGAAAGGUGUCUAGAUCUAUGUCAGCUAGGUGGACGAACCUUUGUAAAUGCAGGUAGCAUCAUCUGCUCAGGUACCUGACAAUGACGAGCAGUUUGUGCCAGACUAUCAGGCUGAAAGUUUGGCUUUUCAUGGUCUCCCUGUGAAAAUCAAGAAGGAACCCCAUAGCCCAUGUUCAGAACUUGGCUCUGCUUGUAGUCAAGAGCAACCAUUCAAAUUCAGUUAUGGGGAAAAGUGCCUGUACAAUGUCAGUGCCUAUGAUCAGAAGCCACAAGUGGGAAUGAGGCCCUCCAACCCACCAACGCCAUCCAGCACUCCUGUGUCACCACUGCACCAUGCCUCCCCAAACUCAGCUCAGACUCCUAAACCUGACCGGGUUUUCCCUGCCCAUCUCCCUCCAUCCCAAUCCAUUCAAGACAACAGCUUCCCUAUGGACCACAGAUUUCGCCGCCAGCUCUCUGAACCUUGCAAUUCUUUUCCACCUUUGCCUGCAAUGCCGAGGGAAGGACGUCCAAUAUAUCAGCGGCAGAUGUCUGAGCCUAACAUCCCCUUCCCGCCUCAAGGUUUUAAGCAGGAGUAUCACGAUCCAGUUUAUGAACACAAUGCCAUGGUUGGCAGUGCAGCCAGUCAAAAUUUCCCCCCUCCUCUGAUGAUUAAACAGGAACCUAGAGAUUUUGCAUAUGAUUCAGAAGUGCCUAGCUGCCAUUCCAUUUACAUGAGGCAAGAAGGCUUCCUGGCUCACCCAAACAGAACAGAAGGUUGUAUGUAUGAAAAGGGACCUAGGCAGUUUUAUGAUGACACUUGUGUUGUUCCAGAGAAGUUUGACGGUGAUGUCAAACAGGAACCAGGCAUGUACCGUGAGGGACCCACAUAUCAACGGCGAGGCUCACUUCAGCUGUGGCAGUUCUUGGUAGCUCUUCUCGAUGACCCAUCAAACUCCCACUUCAUAGCAUGGACUGGCCGAGGCAUGGAAUUCAAGCUGAUUGAGCCGGAGGAGGUGGCACGUCGCUGGGGGAUUCAGAAAAAUAGGCCAGCUAUGAACUAUGAUAAACUUAGCCGAUCACUUCGCUAUUAUUAUGAAAAAGGAAUCAUGCAAAAGGUUGCUGGAGAAAGAUACGUCUACAAGUUCGUUUGUGACCCUGAAGCGCUUUUCUCCAUGGCCUUUCCAGACAACCAGCGCCCCUUACUGAAGACUGACAUGGAGCGCCACAUCAAUGAGGAGGACACUGUUCCCCUGUCCCACUUUGACGAGAGCAUGGUCUACAUGCAGGAUAGUGGCUGCUGCAACACCCACCCAUAUAAUGAAGGCUACGUCUAUUAACAACAGUGACAGUAAAGGGGGUGUUUUCCCCUCUCUUAGGCUUCUCCUCUUUCACAAGAGCCAGAGGAAAGCUGAAUCGACUUCAGUUUGUUUUUUAAAUAGUACACUAAAAGGGGCUUUUCCUGUUGCAUUAUUCCUAUGGUCUGCCAUGGACAGCGCACUUUAUUUGAAAGGGGAGGGUUGGAAACUAAACAUUAUUGUGUGUAACAGGAGGAAAAGGGUGGGUUUGCUUUUUAUUAAGUUUGGGAAGGGAACAUACAGGUUUUAAGUACAAAAAAGCUAUAUCAUGUCUGUUUUGUUUCAUAUCAACAUAAGAUAUUGUACAUUUUCUCUGGGUAUCCGUAGUACAGUUAAUUCUCAUUGUGCAAAAUAACCACUUGCUGAUAAUAUCAGCACAGCAUGCCUAGGGCAGUUGUUUCUUGCCAUUCUUAAUUGUCUUUCUGCAGAUAUAAAAGAGAAGCAAAGCGUAUACUGCAGCAUUUAAUUUAGAAAUUUGAAGUGGUGGACCUUGCAGCUUGCCUCCGAAAGCAAACAAAUAUCUCUAGAGUUUUACUUUGUUUGUUUGUUUGUUUGAAGGGCCUCAAAAAAUAAAAUCCCACUUAUUUACAGAGUAGUCUUAAGAACAAGGACUAAGUCACAAAAUCCCUGACUUCAGACUGCAAGCUGCAUGCUGUAACUGUUGCUAUACAUAUAUGGCCAGUGCUAUCACUUGGACAUUCCAAGAUCCAUUUGAGAGUAGUAAUUACAUGUGAUAGGCUGUCUGAUGAUCAUGUCAGCAUUAAAUACGGGAUCAUGAUCAGGACGGAGAAAACAUUUCGUAUCCUUCCAUUUCCUUUGGUACAUAAAUAAGUUAUUUAAUCAAUAGGAAUUAACUGUACUAAGUCACAUAUCUAAUUAUGCUGUUUAGACACAGCAAGCACUCCUUGAGAAAAAUAUCCAAUACACUAAAUAGGUACUUUAGUAAUUUUUAGACAUGGUACCCAUUAAUAUGCAUUUAAACCUUUUACUGCUGUGUUAUGUUGAUAACAUAUAUAAAUACUAGAUAAUGCUAAUGCUUCUGCUGCUGUCUUUUUCUGUAAUAUUCUCUUUGAUGCUGAAUUUACUAUGACCAUUUAUAAGCAAUGCUGUAACUACAGGUAGCAUUUCAGGACAAAAUAGAUGACUUGAACCAUUUAUUGCUUAGAAAAUAGCUUACGCCAUAGCUGUGCUAUAAGCAGCUUUUAUGCGCAUCCACAAAUGACUAGUAAGCUUCAGCUUGCUGAGGAAAGCUCUGCAGAACCUUUUGUGAUAUUCGGUGGAACAGAGAGUAGACGAACUGUCAAUACCAUGAAGUCGCUGUAUGACAUUGUAGUGCUGGCACUGAUGUUACCAAUCAACUUGUUUUGGACACUAAAUGUAAAUGUGAUCAGAUAUGCUCGGAAGACAAUUUCAAUUUUGAGUUCUUUUUUUCCCCAUUGUUUAUGUUUUUAAAUUGGUUGGUUUUUUUUUUUUUUUUUUUUUUUUUUUGAGGGGUAAUCUUAAAUACAAGACACACACAAUAUUCUGUAUGUAAAAUCAAAAAAAAAAAAAGACAAAAAAAGAAGAAAAUUCUAAAGAUUUAUGAGCACCUUUUCUGAAGUGUAAUAUAUCCUAGUUUGAGGGAAGGGAGAGCUGGCAAGAUCAGGAUUUCUUUCUUUGCCCAGUGGAAUUGAAACAGGUGUUAUAUGGAGUGCAUCAUUUUCCUACGUUCUCAAGAAGUGGGAGGAAAAUGAACAUAUAACCAUAAAACAGUAAUUUUCAUCACGAUGGAUGGGUUUCAAAGACAAUCCUAGUUUGUGAGUAAAUUUCCCAUCCUGUGUCAGUUAAGACAUCAGUUAAGCUAUGAGUAUUUUAAUAAGCAAUUAAUCAAAAGUAAAAAAAAAAGUAGUGAUCACUAGAAACCACAGGUGUAUAAAAAACAUUUGAGCAGGUAUUUAAUUUAGUUAGAUCCAGAAGACAACAUAUUUUAUGGGAAUGUGUAUAUGCCUUAAUAUGUCACCUAAUUCCGUUACCUGUAAUUCUCAGUGGCACUUAAAUUUGCAGUGAUCAACCCAGAAUCACAAGUCUCAAAUUGCAGAAUUAGCAAGGAGGAAAGAGCAAAA